Ylistrum balloti is the source of this 7502-nucleotide messenger RNA. RefSeq names its product kelch-like protein 12. Lineage: Eukaryota; Metazoa; Mollusca; Bivalvia; Pectinida; Pectinidae. Gene Ontology annotation, molecular function: protein binding. The coding region runs from base 125 to 1819 and encodes 564 amino acids. The transcript is spliced from 11 exons. The record is from RefSeq and is a predicted model, not a curated record.
AAUGUGACAGCCAGAAGGAUGAAUUACUGGACAGCGUGUGCCUGUGUGUACAUGAUAACAUACAUAAAACAGAGAACAAGAAUAAAAUCCUAGGUAGGUAUCAUUUGACGUAACACUUACCAAGAUGUUGGACAGACAGAUCUUUACGGAUAGCCAUGCCAAGUCCAUUCUCACUACCAUGAACAACCUUCGCAAGAUUAAUAAGUUGUGUGAUGUCAUAUUGCGUGUGGAGGGACGAGACUUCCCGGGACAUCGCAUUGUGUUGGCAGCAUGUAGUGAUUACUUCUGUGCUAUGUUCACCAAUGAGAUGUCAGAGAAAGACAAACAAAUCAUUGAGCUACACGAGAUCUCCAGCAGUGUGAUGGAAGUGUUAUUGGACUUUGUCUACACUGAGACUGUCAAUGUGAGUGUGGAGAAUGUUCAAGAACUACUGCCUGCAGCCUGCCUACUGCAACUAACAGGAGUGAAGCAAGCAUGCUGUUCCUUCCUGGAGAAACAACUUGACUGUACUAACUGCUUGGGAAUCAAAGUGUUUGCUGAACAACACUCGUGUGAAUUGUUGCUAGCUGCUGCAGAGUCCUUUGGUCUCAAACAUUUUGAAGAAGUUCUUAUGCAGGAGGAAUAUCGAAACCUUCCUUUGGAACAAGUCAAGUCACUCAUCAGAAGUGAUGAACUACAAGUGAACUCUGAAGAACCAGUGUUCAAUGCAGUGAUGACAUGGGUAAAAUAUGACCCAGACACUCGUAAGGAAUAUCUGGCCCAACUUCUGCAGCAUGUCAGGCUAGCCAUGUUGUCCGCUAGAUUCAUCACAGAUGUUGUAGAUGAUGAGCCUUUGAUAAAAAGAUGUCAUGAGUGUAGAGAUCUUCUGGAUGAAGCCAAGAAGUUCCAUCUACGACCUGACCUGCGGUCCAGCAUGGUUGGACCAAGGAUGAAAUCAAGAAUAGGUACAGACGACAUUCUGGUGGUGAUGGGAGGGUUCGGGUCUCAUCAGAACAUGGUGGAGGUGGUUGAGCAAUAUGACCCAAAAUCUGGCGAGUGGAGACGACUCCCAAAUCUGACAAAGAGACGGCGAUAUGUUGCUGCUGCAGCUUUAGCAGGGAAGGUAUAUGUGAUAGGUGGAUAUGAUGGACAGUCACGUCUGAACACUGUUGAGUGUCUUGACAUAUCAGCAGAUGAUCCGGUAUGGCAAACUAUUGCACCCAUGUCUCACAGGAGGGGACUAGCAGGGGUGUGUGUGUACAAAGGUGAGAUCUAUGUGUGUGGUGGGUUUGAUGGGUUCACACGCCACACGAGUAUGGAGUGCUACAACCCCCACACCAAUCAGUGGCACAUCCUUAGUGGCAUGGCCGUUGGACGAGAAGGGGCUGGCCUGGUGGUGUCGGGGGAUAAGAUAUACGGCAUUGGGGGUUACGAUGGAGUCAACCUGCUGGACUCGGCAGAAGUUUAUGACCCAGUGAAAGAAGAAUGGUCCAACAUUGCACCAAUGUCCACCAGGCGAUCAGGGGCUGGAGUAGCAGUAGUGAAUGACCUUGUGUACGUAUGUGGAGGGUAUGACGGAACUGACCACCUAGCCAGUGUUGAGAGCUACAACACACACACUGGACAAUGGUCAGCAGUCACACACAUGAUUGUGCCUCGAUGCUAUGUGGGGGCUUGUGUACUACGAGGAAAAUUAUUUGUUGUAGCAGGCUAUGACGGUAAUACGCUUCUGAAUACUGUGGAAAGUUAUGACCCAACCACAGGGACGUGGGAACUUUUAGACAGUGCCAUGAAGACUCAGAGAUGUGAUGCUGGUGUAACAGUGGCACGUAAGUUAUGACACAGGUUUCCUGGCGCAGUCCAAUGUGAUGUCCAACCCGAUGCCUUUUCACUUGGUAAAUGUGUUCUUGCCAGUUAAAAAAUAAACCCUGGCAUGUUUGGUGUUCAAUAAAUUUUCUACAUGCUUGCCUUUCUUCGUAUACAUUCAACACCCAAUUGUGUUACUGUGGAAUGUUUUGGAUUAUGGAUCGACUGAAUGGACUGUUGAGAAGAGUAUAUAGGAUUCACAGAAUGGUCAUGGCGAUGUCCUACACACUUAGCCAUGUCUGGUCAACAGUACAGGUGCUGCAAACAUCCAUUUGUGUCAGUUCACAGUAUUUAGAACUCACAGAGAUGUCUGACCAUAUACAAUUGUCCUACACAUCCAUGUCAGAUCCACAGUUUUAUGCUGCACCCACAGAAUUGCCUGAUGGACCGUAUACCAGUGUCCGGCACACCUGGCUUGUCGCAUAAAGUAGAUAAACCAAUCCAGCUACAGGCUUUGUCAGGAUAUGAAGAAACUAGAGGGACAACACACCCCUGAACAGUUUCCUGGUAAAUGUCUGUUGCCAGGUUUGAAUUGUUUCUGUGAUUUAUUAACUGAAGACAGUUUGAAUACCUGCCAUUAUAUGACAAUGUAUUUUAUUUCAUAUCAUUUAAAGAGGUAUGUUUUGUUUUUGUCUCUGUGUAAUCACAUUCAUCAAGGAACAUUCCUUGUUAGUUAGUUUUGGGAACAAGUGUCUUUUCUGAAGUAUUAUAACUUUUGAAGAGUUGAUGAAUUAUAGGAUUAGUGUAGAUAAAGUUGAACCUCCUUAUCUUGAACUUACAUUACUUGAAGACCAGAUUGAUUCAAAGAAUUUCAUUGGUCUUGGGAAAACUUCAUCACAAACAUUCAAAUUCACCUAAGAUGAAUACUCUGAUAAAUGGAAGUGUUCCCUCUGUCUUGGUGAAGUUAUCUUAGGUCCUGUCAAAGUUUUCUCACUGCUGAGAAAAAGUUUUCCCACAGUCCAGACAAAGUUUUCCCACAGUCCAGACAAAGUUUUCCCACUGUCGAGACAAAGUUUUCCCACAGUCCAAGUUUCCCCACUGUCAAGACAAAGUUUUCCCACAGUCCAGACAAAGUUUUCCCACUGUCGAGACAAAGUUUUCCCACAGUCCAGACAAAGUUUUCCCACUGUCGAGACAAAGUUUUCCCACAGUCCAGACAAAGUUUUCCCACUGUCGAGACAAAGUUUUCCCACAGUCCAAGUUUUCCCACUGUCGAGACAAAGUUUUCCUACUGUCCAGACAAAGUUUUCCCACUGUCGAGACGAAGUUUUCCCACAGUCCAAGUUUUCCUACUGUCCAGACAAAGUUUUCCUACUGUCCAGACAAAGUUUUCCCACUGUCGAGACAAAGUUUUCCCACAGUCCAAGUUUUCCCACUGUCGAGACAAAGUUUUCCCACAGUCCAGACAAAGUUUUCCCACAGUCCAGACAAAGUUUUCCCACUGUUGAGACAAAGUUUUCCCACUGUCGAGACAAAAUUUUCCCACUGUCGAGACAAAGUUUUCCCACUGUCGAGACAAAAUUUUCCCACAGUCCAGACAAAGUUUUCCCACUGUUGAGACAAAGUUUUCCCACAGUCCAGACAAAGUUUUCCCACAGUCGAGACAAAGUUUUCCCACUGUCAAGACAAAAUUUUCCCACUGUCUUUGUGACUUUGAGAUAAUGAGGUUUGACUGUAUUUUUAUUGAUAUUAUUAUUUUUUUUUUGUUACAUUGUUUUUAUCAAAGCCACCAUUAACACAAUAAGGUUGUAUCAGAACAUGUAUCUAUGUGUUGUAAAGUGAUUUGAUAGUUUAAGAUAGAGCAGGUGAUCUAUCAAGUGUUGUAUAUUUAAUUAUAUGAAAUAUUUCCACAUUAUUAAUAGGAGAAAGCUAUCCAGACUAAGACAAGUACUUUUAUGUCACUGAUUAUGGUAUCCUGAUUUAAAGCAACCUUACUGAAUAAGCAGUGCAAUUUCUGUGCCUCUAUAGUACACUUUUUUUGCAGUGAAUUACAGUGUAUUGUAGGGUAGGGGAAAUAAGCGUUGCAAUGUCCGCUCCUGUACAGUACACUGUAUUGCAGUGUAUCACAGUGUACCGUAGGGGAGGAGAAAUAAGCAUUGUAAUGUCCGCUCCUGUAUGGUACACUGUAUUGCAGUGUAUCACAGUGUACUGUAGGGCAGAGGAAAUAAGCAUUGUAAUGUCCGCUCCUGUACAGGACACUGUAUUGCAGUGUAUCACAGUGUACUGUAGGGCAGAGGAAAUAAGCAUUGUAAUGUCCGCUCCUGUACAGGACACUGUAUUGCACUGUAUCACAGUGUACUGUAGGGCAGAGGAAAUAAGCGUUGUAAUGUCCGCUCCUGUACAGUACACUGUACAGUACACUAAUUUUAAUCAGAUUGGAUUUAAUGUGGAACCAUGAUCAAGGUCUCAUGAGGAAGCUACUUCUAUUGCUGCAAAAAUCAAACUGCCUGUUGUCUUUGAUGAAUGAGAAUACAAUUUCAGCAUUAAUUAUGAUUCCUAUUUUGUACCUUUAUAAUGUGGAAACUUCCAGGUUUCUUUUUUAUUGUUUUACAGGUUAUAUGAUUUGGUAUGUUUGUUGUGGGUUAUUAACGUGAAUCUAGACCGUAAAACUAGCUUAUAGCAACCCCUUCUGUAAAAUGACUUUUUCUUAAAAGUGACUCUUUCUGUAAAGUGGCCUCUCUUUGAAAAGUGACCCCUCUGUACAGCGACACUCUUUUUAAAGUGAUGUCCCCUUUUAAACAACCACCUCUGUACGGUUACCCCCUCUUUGAAGUUAACCCCACUAUAAAGUGAUGCUCUCUAUAAUGCAUUCCCCUCUGUAAAAUGACCUCUUGUUAAAGUGACCCCUUUGUUAUAACCGAACCUCUGUAAUGUCACAUCCUCUGUGAAGUGACCUCCUUUGUGAAGUGACCCCCUCUGUAAAGUAACAUCCUCUGUGAAGUGACCUCCUCUGUGAAGUGACCUCCUCUGUGAAGUGACCCCCUUUGUAAAGUAACCCCUCUGUGAAGUGACCCCACUGUACAUAAACACUUUAUUAAUUAAAUCUCACGUGAGUAUAAUUAUUUUUGUAUUUAUCAUUACUACAAUAAUUAUAAUAUAUUAACUAUUUAAGAGGACUUCUGAUGAACAUCUGAAUGCUGAAUACUUUCACCAAAUCUCGACCAGUCAUGUGAUAUAAAACUUUCAUUGCUGGUGGAUAAUUAAUUGAUUUUUUUUACUUUUUUGUCCCAAGUUUUUAUAGAUAUAACAAAAUUUGUGAAUUUACACUGCCAUUUUCACCCCGGUGAAGUUUUGACAUCGACUAAUUUUCAGUAAUUUGGUGGUAUACGUAAAGACAUGAAAAUAGCUUUGUAUUGACCCUGACAACAAAUUGAAAGUGCUAGCAUUAUACUGAGGACUUUUAAAUAUUUAACUUAGGUGCUAUUUAUAGAAAAAAACACCUUAGGGGAUUCUAUUGUGUUUGGUUUAAAUAUAACGUCAGCUUCAUGUAUUUCAUCUGUUUGGUAUAUAUAUAAAUAUUUACUAGACAGAGCUGAUUGUUGGUGAGCUCAGAGGGUUCCGGGUUGGAAGCCUGGUCAAACCCUGGAUUUUUCGCUCCUGUUACAUUUGGUGCUUAUGACCUAACCUGGCUUCAAGUAAAUGAAUGUUUGGCAAGGGAAACCUAAAUCUGGAUUAUAACUGGAUGUUUAUGUAGUGGUACUGAACUGGGUUGAUUAUAUCCAGCCAGGUAUCUCAGUUGGUAGAGUGUCUAUCUAGAAUUUGGAGGUCCUGGGUUUGAACCCUGGUUUGGCCGUCUAUCUUUCCACUUCUAUUAUAUAUAAAAUAGACAUUACAUAUGUGUAAGUUAUUGAAUGUUUUGGGGAAUGUCUUCUGCAUUCACUAUUAUGUGGAGAUGUCUGGCUCCUAUAAUGUUACUCUGAAAUAGUCUUUCAAUGCUUUUGGGAGCGGAGGGGUUGAGUGUAUUUCCCCAGAUCCAUUGUAGUUAGACCUGAAAUCUGUUAUAUGGUCCUCUAAAGUUAAACAUGAGUUAGUUAAACGUGAGUUGAGAUACUUACGCGCUGGUUACCAUCAAUUUUUCGGAGGAGGUAUAUACUGUAGCGUCUGACAGGAGAAAGUAGAGGAUGACAAAUUCUCUGUGAUUACUUUAAUAUCAUUAUCUAAGCAUUUGAUAAUUUAAAAUGAUAUUCGUAUAUAUAUCAAGUACGGUCUGAUUUGCUUGAUAAAGAGUGUUUGAUAUUGUAAAAUAUUAAGUAAAACUACCUGGUACAUACUAUGUAGAUUUGUAUCCUUUCUAAUUGCUUUGAUAUUGAAAUCUAGACAUUUGAAAAUUUGAAAUAGAAAACUGCCUGGUAUGUACUUUGUAGAUUGCUUUUUAUAAAUGUAGCAGUAUUUCAGUAUGUCAUGUUGGUGAAAAUGGAAAAAAAGAAAAACAAGAGAAUUUUAAACGGAGUCUGUAGUUGUAUUGAAAUUUUAUCACUAGGUCCUGUGAAAUUACAGCAUUGUGCUACUGUAUUUAAAAUGAAUCUGUUAAAUUCUGUAAUUUCUCGAUAGAUAACCUGACCAGAGGUUUUAUUCAGAAUUAACUGAUUAGAUUGUAUGGUUGAUGUUCAUUUUCAGGGAUUCAUUUGUGUUAAAUUUCCAAAGUUUUGUUUUGAAUUUUUUUGUGAAAUGACCUUGCUUUACUCUGAAGAUUGAUUGGGCGGAUUGUGGUGAUUUUGACUUGAUACAACAAAGGGCACCUCUAUCACACACCUCUAUCAUUAUCUGAGGUUUAAGGUUGAAUUUCUUCAGAAAAAAGACUUUGAUGUAUUAUUUCAUUCAUUUCCUUUAAUGACCAUCUCAUUUGCACUGGUACUUAUGACAAAAAAGGGUUGUCAUUUCUCUUAGUUGGCUUGUAAGUGUCAUACAUAUUAUACAUGUAUGUUAUCUAGGUUGAAAUUUAUAUAAAAAUGAGUCUCGUAAUUUAUUUUCUGUCUUUAAAGUUUGAAGGGGAGCUAUUCUUCUCAUAUUUUGGCAGCAGCAGUUUAUCCUUGGUUCGUAAUGGUUGAUGUUCAGAUUUUUUCCCCUCCAAAAUGGCAAUCUCCACUUAACAAAUAAUUUGAUAUGUGCGGCAGGUUUGUGGGAUAUUUUCAUCAGUUAUUUUUGGAUUUUGUAUCCAAGUUUGUGUAUGUUUCGUUCAAAGAUUUGUCUGAAAACAUGUAAAACUGAUAUAAAUAUUUAACAUUGUUUUGCUUUAUAUCGCUGUUACUUUGAAUUUAGCUAUUUUUCCUAUACUGUAUAAGAAAUGAUUAUGAAAUAUGAUUUUUUAAAAUUUUGCAUUCACAUUGUUGAUUCCACAUUUGAGAGUCUCCUCUAAAUAUUUGUCUUAGAUUGUCAAAAAUAUGAUUUUACAUCAUGUUUGAAUAGUAUUACUGAAUCAGAUAUUAUCCAGGUCUGUGAGAAAUGUAACUACAGCUACUUGUUAGAAAAGUUCACGUAAAAUCUGACUUGUGAUUUAAAGAUGUUAGAAAUCCCAAUGGUUAAGCAGGUAAAAUAGACGUGGUAUCAUGUUGAUUUCCAUCUUUUUUUUUUUUAAAUCUGUUUGUUGUGUAAUAUUAAUACAUUUAUGAAUAUUCUAUGUACAAUGUUAUAAAGUGAAGAUUAAAAGACAUUUAUGA